Messenger RNA from Saprolegnia diclina VS20, 1256 nucleotides. RefSeq lists its product as hypothetical. Gene Ontology annotation, cellular component: centrosome; spindle pole. The transcript is spliced from 4 exons. NCBI's taxonomy places the organism in Eukaryota, Oomycota, Saprolegniomycetes, Saprolegniales, Saprolegniaceae. Bases 47 to 1198 code for a protein of 383 amino acids. The record is from RefSeq and is a predicted model, not a curated record.
GGAUGACCAACGAGUGUAUGCGGACGUUUGGGCGCAGAUCUUGGCCAUGGCGACGGGCGACCUCAGCAACAACGCGACCAAGGUCCGGCGGCAGCUGCAGGCGAUCCAGUACCCGCACGACGUUAACGAUGCUGCCAAGCAGCUCGCCAGAGGCACGCCCGUGAGCCACCUCCGCGAGCUCCUGCGCGUCUUGCACUACGCGCUCCUCGACUACUCGCGGCACGUGGCACAGCGCGUCCAAGCGGCGGACCUCGAUCUCUACGGGCGGACGGACGCCAAGUUUGUCGAUGGCGUCUUCCGCUUUGCCCGCGAGCAGCUUGGGUACUUUCCAUCGCUCACGAGCGCCCAGUUCUUGUCGGCGACUCAGUUUCGCGAGCGCAAGCUCAUCAUUGUGGCCGAAAUGCUCGAGCAGAUUGCCAAGAUCCACGUCGAGGGGCUUCGCCAGCAGCGAAUAAAGCAGUCGGUGUGGGUGCCCAGCGACAAGGCGCCGGCCGGCCGGCUAUCGCGUCCCGUCCAAUCGCCGAUCGAAAUGGUCGACCAUCGCGCCAAGGUUCCGGCGCCGCCUACAUGGCAGAGUGUCAACCUCGGGCAAACCAAGCCGUCGCGUGUGGUUCGACACGUCGCGUCGCCGCCUGCAUACCACGUGUCGCCACUCGUGCCAGCCCCACAGACGGAGCCCGAGCCGGAGGCGCCCAUUUUCGACUGGGAGACACCCAUUGAUGGUGCCGUGUACAAGAAUGUCGACAAGGCGGUCUUGAAGCCUCCGCCACCGACGCCGUUCUGGGUCGAAGCACACGUUCAACGAGAGCAGCAGCAGCCACGUACGUACGAAGAAGACGACACAGUCGACGAGCUGUACCCGAGAGAACUCCCGAUUCAGCCAAGCGUCGAGCACCCGAUCCAGCCCACGCGCGCGCCAACGCCACCGGAGCCAGCAAUGCAUGCCACUCUGGCCAAACUCGAGGCGACGCUCUGCAGCAAGCUCGACGAUAUUCUAGCGCUCGUCGCUGACAAAUUUGCGCAGCUCGACGACCGGCUGGCGCGGCUCGAGGCCAAAGUGGACAAGCCGGGCGCUUCUCUCAGCCCCAACCAAGAGCCCGAGACGCCCAAGGUGUUCAACGCCCCGCGCACGACGACUGCCAGUAGCUCGGUGUAUCGCUGGCCGCCCGAGCCCGCUGCGUUUCGUAAAGUGGUCUAGUCCGACUCUUUCGAACGCACACCUGGGGCUCUCUAAUAUGUUGUUUGCUGAUAUUCUU